AAAAAAGUUUUAAAAAAGUCUAUCUAUCCCAUGAGCUGUUUCCAGAGUUCGACACACACCUCUCCUUUCAUUCCUUCCCUCCUCUACAGAGCUCGCCGGUGAACCACCACUCGCCGGCACCGUCAAUCGGAAUCAUCACCGGCGAUGUUCACCUCCCUUUCUUCUUCUCCAUCUUUCUCAAUGAUCUCAAUUCCGUCUCGUUCUCUCUUACCUUCCUUCAUCGCCAAAAAGCCAAUUCUUCUCUCAACACUUCUGAAUUCUCAUUCCCUCUCAUUUGCCUUCAGACCUCCUUCUUCAUCUUCUUCUGCUUUUUCAAUUCGGAAGAAGAAAUUCAACAAUGGUGUACUCGCCUGUUCGACCUCGCCGUUCAUUGGACGAGUGGGGUCGCAGAGAAGAGAAGGCCAAGCCUCGCUGCUUUCCUUUGGGAUAAACCCACCGACGGCGAUUUCGGAAACCGCGAACAAGAGUAGCGACUCUUCUCAGCUCUUGUCUGCAAUGCUUCCUUUCGUCGUUGCCGCCACCGCCAUUGCUGCUCUGGCUCAACCUUCUACUUUCACUUGGGUGUCUAAGGAAUUAUAUGCCCCUGCUCUUGGUGGGAUCAUGCUGUCUAUUGGGAUCAGACUGUCCAUUGAUGAUUUUGCUCUUGCAUUUAAAAGGCCAUUACCACUCUCUGUUGGGUUUAUAGCCCAGUAUGUGUUGAAGCCAGCUCUUGGGGUACUAAUUGCGAGAGCAUUCGGUAUGUCACCGAUGUUCUUCACUGGUUUUGUCCUUACCUCUUGUGUUGCAGGAGCUCAGCUAUCGAGCUAUGCUAGUUUUCUGAGCAAAGGAGAUGUGGCCUUGAGCAUUCUUCUCACCAGUUGUACCACCAUUGCCUCAGUUCUUUUCACACCUCUAUUAACCGGCCUUUUAAUUGGCUCUGUUGUUCCUGUUGAUGCUGUGGCCAUGUCAAAGUCGAUAUUGCAAGUUGUUCUUGUUCCAGUCACUCUAGGCCUUGUGCUCAACACUUAUGCAAGACCUGUGGUGACGGUCCUUCAACCGGUCAUGCCAUUUAUUGCCAUGAUUUGUACUUCAUUGUGCAUAGGCAGCCCUCUUGCCAUAAACCGUGCACAAAUUCUUUCGCCAGAGGGGUUCCGACUGGUGUUUCCGGUGUUAGCAUUUCACGCAGUGGCUUUUACAUUAGGAUAUUGGGUCUCCAAAAUCCCAGUUCUGAGGCAAGAGGAAGAAGUUAGCAGAACAAUCUCAUUAUGCACAGGAAUGCAAAGCUCAACCCUGGCUGGAUUGCUUGCAACCCAGUUCUUGGGGAGCAGCCAGGCAGUUCCUCCGGCUUGUUCAGUAGUUGCCAUGGCAAUUAUGGGCCUUUGUCUUGCCUCUUUCUGGGGCAGCGGCUAUCGAAUCAGAGACCUACCGAACUUACUAACACCCUGAACUGGCUCCACUGUUAGCGCUUAGUAUGUAUCCUUCGGGUGCUGUAUUUUGGACCUAAUUUAGUGCAGAAAGUUGGCCAAGGAUGCUGAUAAAGCGGGAUAUUUAGAGUAGAAUGGAAGGUUAUGUGGUGCUUGUGUUUUAACUCGGUGGGAUAGUAGUGUUUGGAACAGAGGAGGAGGAACUGUGUAGAAGGCGGGAAAAUAUGGGGUUAGCCUAGAGUUGUUUAGUGUUGUACAGCUCUUUAUACGAGCAAGAAACUGAGUUUCUUCUGUAUAUACUCUUAAAAAGGUAUAUGCUAAAUUAUACAUGCGGAAAUGUUUCAUAGUAAGCAUGAAAAAAUGUGAAAUUCGUUUGCUCUUUUCAUCGUGGAGAAUUCUGUAACCGAGUACAAAAGUUGGCAGAGAAUAGAGCUUUUAACCGUCA
This is a messenger RNA of Morus notabilis, 1848 nucleotides long. Its product is annotated as probable sodium/metabolite cotransporter BASS3, chloroplastic. NCBI's taxonomy places the organism in Eukaryota, Viridiplantae, Streptophyta, Magnoliopsida, Rosales, Moraceae. Gene Ontology annotation, cellular component: membrane. The coding region runs from base 145 to 1425 and encodes 426 amino acids. The record is from RefSeq and is a predicted model, not a curated record. The transcript is spliced from 5 exons.